Messenger RNA from Clunio marinus, 207 nucleotides. The record is from the annotation of a GenBank genome assembly. NCBI's taxonomy places the organism in Eukaryota, Metazoa, Arthropoda, Insecta, Diptera, Chironomidae.
AUGACUAACGCUGAAGUUUUAAGCCAAGUGGAGCACGGUUAUCGCAUGCCAAUGCCACCAAAUUGUAAUCCAGCACUUUAUGAAAUUAUGCUUGAAUGUUGGCACAAAGAUCCAAUGCGUCGACCGACUUUUGAGACCCUUCAGUGGAAAUUAGAAGACUUCUUUACCAUGGACCAAAGCGAUUACAAAGAAGCACAUCCACACUGA